This is a messenger RNA of Podospora anserina S mat+, 1401 nucleotides long. RefSeq lists its product as uncharacterized. Lineage: Eukaryota; Fungi; Ascomycota; Sordariomycetes; Sordariales; Podosporaceae. Gene Ontology annotation, cellular component: Golgi membrane. The transcript is spliced from 5 exons. The record is from RefSeq and is a predicted model, not a curated record. Gene Ontology annotation, biological process: pyrimidine nucleotide-sugar transmembrane transport. Gene Ontology annotation, molecular function: UDP-galactose transmembrane transporter activity. The coding region runs from base 1 to 1401 and encodes 466 amino acids.
AUGGCUCUCCCCACCGCAGCGCCCCAGAGCGGGCCAAGCUUGCUGGGCCUGCCAAUGAAGCAGGCCUCCCUGAUCACAUUAACAUUCCAAAAUUCCGCAUUAAUACUUAUUAUGCAUUACUCUCGAGUGAUGGCACCUCCAGGUGACCACCGAUACUUUGCUUCGACUGCCGUGCUCCUCAAUGAGCUUCUCAAACUCGCUAUGUCCCUCACCUUUGCCAUUUACGAAGUAUCCCGAAGCCUGGCGCCCCAGACCCCGGCAACAGUCCUGCUUGAGCAAGUGUACCAUUCGGUAUUUUCAGGCGAUGGGUGGAAGCUGGCCAUUCCGGCUGUGCUGUACACGCUGGAGAACACGCUCCAAUAUGUUGCGCUUGGGAACCUGGAUGCGGUGCAUUUCCAGGUCUUGUUCCAAUUAAAGAUCAUCACGACAGCAGUGUUUAUGGUGGUGCUGCUGGGCCGGACGCUUGGGGCCAGGCGGUGGCUAUCCCUUGUCAUCCUGACUAUGGGGGUGUCAGUUGUAUCGCUUCCGUCGGCCAGUUCCCCGGAUCUUUCGGUUGACAUCCACGAUUUCAGCGACCACUUUUUCCCACGGUCAGUCCACGAACUCGGCCAAUUUGCUGGUGGUGUUGUGGAGGCGGCGAGGGAAUUGACGAAACGAGGUGUCACUGGGCUGGUUGGGGAGCUGACUCGACGAUCGGCCACCUACGAAGGCAUCAAAGAGGACCAGGAACCUACGUUGUCGACGAUGAACUACUCGGUGGGCGUUACGGCUGUUUUGGUCGCAGCACUUGUCUCGGGGCUGACGGGGGUUUACUUCGAGAAGGUGCUGAAGGACUCUACCACACCAGCCUCUGUGUGGACGAGGAAUAUCCAGUUGUCAUUUUACUCGCUAUUCCCCGCGCUGUUUGUUGGGGUCGUCUUCAGCGACGGACGGGAGAUCGCCAGGCAUGGUUUCUUCGACGGAUACAAUGCGGUUGUCUGGACAGCAAUUGUGCUUCAGUCGGUGGGCGGAAUUUUGUCGAGCAUCUGCAUUCAAUACGCAGACAACAUUGCAAAGAACUUUGCGACCAGCAUCAGCAUCAUCAUCAGCUUCCUUUUCAGCGUGUUCUUCUUCGACUUGGAGAUUACAGUAUCGUUCUUGUUUGGCACAGCUCUUGUGCUGGGAGCCACAUACUUGUACGCCCUCCCGGAAGGAAAACGCGCGCGGCCACCACCCAUCAGCAUCGCCAGCUACGAGAAGACAACAGUGGAGGGCACCCCGCGAUAUCUGGAUCAGGACAGGCUGAGCGUCAACCCCUUGGACUCUGCUCACGGUGCAGCUCUGUCUUCGUCCAGGCCCGCUUCGCCGCUGCAUUUCCACCCUCGCACGCCUUCUUCGAGGGGGAAGCGGGCUGAAGAGUGA